Messenger RNA from Castor canadensis (American beaver), 672 nucleotides. RefSeq names its product olfactory receptor 10H1-like. Lineage: Eukaryota; Metazoa; Chordata; Mammalia; Rodentia; Castoridae. Gene Ontology annotation, biological process: G protein-coupled receptor signaling pathway. The record is from RefSeq and is a predicted model, not a curated record. Gene Ontology annotation, cellular component: membrane. Gene Ontology annotation, molecular function: olfactory receptor activity.
AUGCAGGUGAUCAACGUGGAGUGGGGGCAGAGGCCUGAGGCCAUGGGCUUCACCCACUCUUUCCUACUCACUGUCAUGGGCUAUGACCGCUAUGUGGCUAUCUGUCAACCACUGCACUACAAUGUGCUCAUGAGCCCCCAUGGCUGUGCCUGUCUGGUGGCCUGGUCCUGGGUUGGUGGCUCCAUGCUGGGGACUGUGGUCACAACAGCCAUAUUCAACCUCACCUUCUGUGGCCCCAAUGAGAUCCACCAUUUUGGCUGUCACAUGACACCUCUGUUGAAGUUGGCCUGUGGAAAAAAUGUGCUGUUGGUUGCCAAGGGUGUGGGCCUAGUGUGUAUCUCAGCCAUGCUGGGCUGCCUCCUCCUCAUCCUCCUCUCCUAUGCCUUCAUUGUGACUUCCCUCUUGAGGAUCCCACCAGCUGAAGGGUGGCACAAAGCCUUCUCCACCUGUGCAUCCCACCUCACAGUGGUGAUCGUGCACCAUGGCUUUGCUUCUGUCAUCUACCUCAAAACCAAGGGGCCCCAGUCCCUGGAAGGAGACACUUUGAUGGGCAUCACCUACACAGUCCUCACACCCUUCCUCAGUCCCAUCAUCUUCAGUCUCAGAAACAAGGAACUGAAGACCACCAUGAAGAAGACUUUGCUGAGCAAACUCUACCUUGAAAAAAUAUAA